Prorocentrum cordatum is the source of this 912-nucleotide messenger RNA. The record is from the annotation of a GenBank genome assembly. Lineage: Eukaryota; Dinophyceae; Prorocentrales; Prorocentraceae.
UUUUGGCUGAAGGGCGGUGUGUUCUCCCACGGCGGGCGCAGGUGCUGGCGCCAUGUCUUCCGCGCCAGUGGCAUCGGCGCCGUAUCGCCGGAAGUGCAGGUACGGCGCGAACUGCUACCGCAGGAGCCCAGGCCACGUUGCCAACUAUUCGCAUCCUGGCGAUCCAGAUUGGGCAAUGGAUAGUGGUCCGUGCAUUGCUGGAACAGCAGUGUACACCGACGGUCGUGGAUCCCUGUUGGGCGUGAUCGAGCAGGCGCCUGGUAUGGUGCGAUUUGUGGCUUUUGUUGCCGGCUGCGCCUGCAUCUUUUUUGCCCUUCUCCGGCUUGUGAGUUUCUUUUCAAUGCUCGACCCAGUGACGUACAUAUUGCAGGUGUACAUUCUCAUAUUUGCGUCGGUCACUAUGUUAUUUGAGGCAAGCCCAGAUGUGAUUGAGAUGUUGGGGCCUUUCAGCAAGUUCCAGGAUUUGUUGAUCCAGAACUGCCCCUUCCUCACAACAGCAUUCGGCCGAGGCCUCUUCUAUAUCUUUCAAGGGACUCUGUGGUUUUCCCUCGGCAAUGUCAAUUUGUUGGAAUGCGUGGCGGCGCUGUCUCUGUCUGCCGUGGGGGCAAUACACAUUAUGGUGCACUACGGCUGCAUUCCAGAGACCACCGCAGAGAAGACGAUCGGUGCUAUUCCUUCCUAGGUGACUCGCGCGGCAAGCCAGCACCCAACUCCGGAACUGCAGAUGGACGCCGAGUUUCUCUGGACCAGCAAAAGAUGCACCGCUUCGAAGCACAAGAAGCAUCAUCGGCGCAAAGAUGUUCUUACGUCCGUGCGGAUUUCUUGCAUCGGCACUGGACCCCCCCCCCGCGCCGCCAGGGGGGGUCAGGGCCGAGCCAGGAAGUCCGCGCGGACCUCCGACAGCGUACGCCC